AUGAUUAGGAACAGAGAGUUUGGUCAGGUUAAAGGAGAACGGAAGAAGUUGAGCUUCUUCAAGGUUUUUAACGGUGCAGAUUUAUCUUCUGAAUGCAUGAGGGCGUUUCCUUACGACUUGAUGAGAAGCAUCUCUGAGAAAGACUUCUCGUACAAGAUGGUGAUAAGAGCGAAAUGGGGAAGCUCAUGGGAAGUAGGCGUCUCCAAGAACUCAAGGUGCUACUACAUGGAGAAGCGUGGAUGGGACAAGUUUGUGAGCGACAAUGCCUUGGGCAGAGAUGAGUUUACAACCUUCACUCACACAGGGAAGAUGUGCUUCAAUGUCAGCAUCUUCGAGCAGAACUGCAGGGAGCUUCUCAAACCUCGGAAACCACCAACAAUGGCUGAUCCUAUUGAGAUCAAGAAAGAGGAAGGUGAGUGCAGCUACAAAGAUGUGAAGAAGGAAGAGGAGACAGUUGAAUCUUCUGGAGGAGUUGAUGUCGGAGACAGAAAGAAGAAAGCAAAGGAAUCCAAGACAUCAAAGAAGAAAGCUAAGGAGUCUAAAACAUCCGAGAAGAAGAAGAAGAUGAAGGUUCCAGAAUUCAAAAUCACCAUAAGGAAAUCAUACCUCAAGUUCUUGGCAAUCCCAAAGCAGUUUGUGAAUGAUCAUAUCCCGGAUGAGAGUAAGAUUUUCACGGUUCAUCACCCAAAAGGGGACGGUUCGUGGCAGGUGCUUUGCUUGGUCAGGGAGGCUCGGACCAUCUUCUCAAGUGGAUGGACGAAACUGGCAAGAGACUUCCCUUUGUUGGUCGGUGACAAGUGCACAUUCAAGCUCAUCGAUUCCACCGAGUUUCUUCUGGUUAUCUCCAAGAAGGCCAGAAAGAAGAUCACUAAAGGUUGUUGA
Messenger RNA from Microthlaspi erraticum, 882 nucleotides. NCBI's taxonomy places the organism in Eukaryota, Viridiplantae, Streptophyta, Magnoliopsida, Brassicales, Brassicaceae. The record is from the annotation of a GenBank genome assembly.